GGGACUUCCUCCGCCUGGCUCCGCCUCUUGCCCCGGAAGUACUCACAGCGGACGGUGGUUUCUGGGCCUGUUUCUGAGCAGCGCUUCCUUUUUGUCCGACAUCUUGGCGAGGCUGUGGUGUCCGCUGCUACUCUCUGAGCUUCGCAAUGCCGCCCAAGGACGAUAAGAAGAAGAAGGACGCUGGAAAGUCGGCCAAGAAAGACAAAGACCCAGUGAACAAAUCCGGGGGCAAGGCCAAAAAGAAGAAGUGGUCCAAAGGCAAAGUUCGGGACAAGCUCAAUAACUUAGUCUUGUUUGACAAAGCUACCUAUGACAAACUCUGUAAGGAAGUUCCCAACUAUAAACUUAUAACCCCAGCUGUGGUCUCUGAGAGACUGAAGAUUCGAGGCUCCCUGGCUAGGGCAGCCCUUCAGGAGCUCCUUAGUAAAGGACUUAUCAAACUGGUUUCAAAGCACAGAGCUCAAGUAAUUUACACCAGAAAUACCAAGGGUGGAGAUGCUCCAGCUGCUGGUGAAGAUGCAUGAAUAGCUUCUAGGUGCUGAAGAGCCCUCUUCUGGGUCUGGCACUGCCUGAGGCUGAGUUUGAUUCAGGAAAAAUAAAUGUGUCCGGGAUGCUUAA
Messenger RNA from Symphalangus syndactylus (siamang), 618 nucleotides. It is a transcript of the gene RPS25, whose product is annotated as ribosomal protein S25. The record is from RefSeq and is a predicted model, not a curated record. NCBI's taxonomy places the organism in Eukaryota, Metazoa, Chordata, Mammalia, Primates, Hylobatidae.